Solanum lycopersicum (tomato) is the source of this 3070-nucleotide messenger RNA. RefSeq lists its product as uncharacterized. Gene Ontology annotation, molecular function: protein binding. Lineage: Eukaryota; Viridiplantae; Streptophyta; Magnoliopsida; Solanales; Solanaceae. The record is from RefSeq and is a predicted model, not a curated record.
UUGCCCAAUCGAAAUGCAUUUUUGCUUCUUCCAUUGUUUUGGUCUAUUGUCCAUUCAAGGAUUAUAAUGUGUGAUCAACAUGUUAUUACACAAUGAAAGAUUUAUUGGUGUGCAUCACAAAGUUAGAAGUUGUGAUAAAAAAUUAUAACGAUUAGGAGUUAUUUUUGAGUUUCGCUUAGGCUGGUGAAAUAAUUGUAAGAAAACAUUAACAUUAUAAUAUUGUCCCGCGGUGUUUAUAGUUUUGGCGCCCUCUUCCUCAGCCAUUAGUCACUUUCACCUUUCCCAAUUAUCUAUGAAUCAAUAAAUUUUCAUAUUUCAAUGAGAAUCUUUUCCCUUUUUCAUCAAUCUUUAAUCUUUCUUGCCAAAGUUUUUAUCUUUUCUCUGAUUUUGUCCUCUUUUUCUGUUUCUACCUCCAUGCUUCUUCUCAUUUUCUUCAAUUCUUAUGUUGCAAGUAUUAUCCCCCAUUUUAUUUGUGGUAAAGCACAGCACAGAUCCAUCUUGUAGUAAGAUUGGCUCUUUAAAUCCCUGAAUGAGUAGUUGGGAUCGUUUUGGUUAAUAAAAAUCACUUCUUUAUUGGUCAACUUUUUCUGGUUUAGGACUCAUCCCGCUCCUAAGUGACUUUUUCAGGUUCUAGGUAGGCUACUCUUUGUUUUUGUUGAACGAGCUGGUUUCCCUCAUUUCACUUGUCAAGCACUCUUCGCAAACUUGUACAAUCAUUUGUAACGAUUCGUUAAAAUGCCUCCUACAUACUUACCGCUUCGUUGGGAGAGUACUGGAGAUCAAUGGUGGUAUGCUUCACCAAUUGAUUGGGCAGCUGCAAAUGGUCACUAUGAUUUGGUGCGUGAGCUUCUUCGCUUAGAUGGGAAUCACCUUAUCAAGCUCACUUCACUACGUAGGAUCAGAAGGCUCGAGUCUGUUUGGGAUGACGAAGAGCAAUUUGAUGAUGUUGCUAGAUGUCGGUCACAGGUUGCAAGGGAACUUCACCUUGAAUGUGAGACCAAGAAAGGGAAAAAUUCCCUUCUUACAGCUGGCUACGGUGGAUGGCUAUUAUAUACUGCUGCUUCUGCUGGAGACCUGGAUUUUGUUCGAGAACUGCUCGAAAAAGAUCCCCUCUUGGUCUUUGGAGAAGGAGAGUAUGGUGUCACUGACAUAUUAUAUGCUGCUGCUAGGAGUAAAAACUGCGAGGUGUUUAAGGUUUUGUUUGAUUUUGCUAUGUCUCCGAGGUUUAUAGCGCGUGGUGGCAGAGGUUUAGAGGAACAGAUUGGGGAGAUUCCAUCUGCUUAUAAAUGGGAGAUGAUGAAUAGAGGUAUUCAUGCAGCUGCUAGAGGAGGCAAUCUUAUGGUACUAAAGGAGCUUCUUGUUAACUGUUCUGAUGAUAUAUUGGCUUACAGAGACAUUCAGGGUGCAACUCUCUUACAUACGGCUGCUGGCAAAGGCCAGGUCGAGGUUGUUAAAUAUCUUUUAAAAAGUUUGGAUAUUAUCGACUCCAUAGACAACCAAGGCAACACUGCACUACAUGUGGCUGCUUGUAGGGGCCAAUUAGCUGUUGUUGAAGCUCUCAUUGUUGCUUCACCUUUGUUGAUCUAUUCAAAAAACAAUGCUGGAGAAACAUUUCUUCAUGUUGCCAUUAGUGGUUUCCAAACGCCUUAUUUCCGCAGAUUGGACCAUCAAAUCGAUCUCAUGAAGCAAUUAGUUUGUGGAAAAAUUUCCAACGUUGAAGAGAUUGUUAAUGCUGAAAACAAUGAUGGUAGAACUGCUCUUCAUUUGGCUGUCAUUGGAAAUAUUCAUUCUGAACUUGUGGAGUUACUUAUGACUGUCCGAUAUAUUAACGUCAAUACUCGUGAUAAGGAUGGAAUGACACCACUUGAUAUCCUGAAGCAACGGCCACGUUCUGCUUCAUCAGAGCUACUUACAAAGCAGUUGAUAUCUGCAGGGGGGAUUUUCAGUCAUCACGAUUAUUCAGCAAGAAGAGUUGUUGCAUCCCAUUUAAAGAUGCAAAAUAUAAAUAGCAGUCCUGGAACUUCUUUUAGAAUCUCAGACACUGAAAUAUUCUUAUAUACGGGCAUUGAACAUGCAUCAGAUGGCAGUAGAAAUGCUGAGCUGAGUCAUCCCUGCACGAGUCCUGAUACCUUUUGUUCUACAAAUGGCAAGAAACCUGGUUCCGCAAAUGAUGCAGCACAAAAACUGAAACGCUUCUUCCAUUGGCCAAAAAUUAAGAAAAGAGAUAGUAAGAGACUCAAGAUAUUGGUGGAUCAAAGUUCUGCUAGUAAUUCAGCCGUGGCACUAGUUCCUCUACGAGAAAGGUACUCAAAGCCCUCAUCACUUCCGAAUCACAAAAGGACUCUGUCUGCUAGUAGUAACCUUCCAAGUCCAACAGCAAAGAAGAAAUUUGCUUCAGGACUAGUAAACGGUGUCAUGCAGGCCAUACCACAUCUUAGCCUCCCUCGUAGAUCAUCUCGUGCAAGUUCAUUCUCGAUUUCAUCACUGUCUUCACGCAGUUCUAUGGACAAACAAAAAGCAAUUGUAAUUGACACUGAGCUUGCUGGACCUUCUUGUUCUCAUCCGUCAGAGGGUACACCAUCAGACUCGAUACACAAACAAAACGCAGGACAUAAAAGGUUGGUGAACCAAUAUCUGUGUUUUGGUGCUUCAGGACGACCUGUCAAGGCUCCUUCAACUGGUAUGCAGCCAUAUGACAUCUACGAGCGGUCUGUCCUAUCCGCAGCUUGACAAUGCCGGUUCUAAAAGGUGAAAAGAAGUACAUGUGAUGACCUAUAUGCAUGGACUUCAACAGUUUGCAGGUGAGUGAGCUCUUUUCCUGAGAAUUUUCAUAGUCGACGUGUCCGCAUGAGCUACUAACAUAUGAAAUAUUUCUCUGAAUUAGUCCUUUUUAUUGGAGAAGAAAAUGUAAAUAUGUUUGUAGCUGUAACUAAAUGACUUAGCCAUUUGAGUAGUUGGAUGUAAUAAGAAACUUCCUCUUGAGCUGGUUGAACAAAUUUAAGGUCCAUAUUUGCCCUUGUAAUAUGCGAAUAAUAGUUGUCAAUUCAUAUCUUUACCGUUACAAAAAUAA